Daphnia carinata is the source of this 6248-nucleotide messenger RNA. It is a transcript of the gene Orc3, whose product is annotated as origin recognition complex subunit 3-like. Gene Ontology annotation, molecular function: DNA replication origin binding. Gene Ontology annotation, cellular component: nuclear origin of replication recognition complex; nuclear pre-replicative complex; DNA replication preinitiation complex. Lineage: Eukaryota; Metazoa; Arthropoda; Branchiopoda; Diplostraca; Daphniidae. Gene Ontology annotation, biological process: DNA replication; DNA replication initiation. The transcript has 17 exons. The coding region runs from base 70 to 2193 and encodes 707 amino acids. The record is from RefSeq and is a predicted model, not a curated record.
UGGCAGUAAACAUUUCAGCGCCAAAUCGAACUAUGGCGCCGGGAACAUUAUCUGUAACUGCAGUAAACUAUGGCAACCACUUCGUCUUUCUCUAAAGGUUGUUUUGUCUUCAAAGCUAAACUAGAAAGUAGUGGGCAAAGUCCAAGGAAGAAAGCCAGAAAAUCUUCCAAUGUACUUCAUAGAUCAAAUGGCGAUCUCGAUACUUCAUCCUUAUUUGGGAAAUGUGACAAGUCUUCUAUGGAAGUUAGACAAGAUUCCUACAAGAAAAUUUGGAAGUUGACAAAAAAGAAAAGCGAGGACAUCAUUUCAGAUAGCCACAAACAGCUCCUGCAUGAUGUAAGUCAAUUUGUUAGUGAAAAUGCGGAUAGUGGACAAAGCAGCAUACCUACUGCAUUAGUAGCGUUAGGAGUUAACCUUCCAGAUCAUGCAGCAUUUUUCAACCUUUUGGAUUCUACAUUAAAUACCCAUGUAUCCCCAUUUGUCGCCAUGUUAAAUUCAAAAGAAUGCCCCUCAUUGAAGAACAUGGUACUAAAAGCCAUCCAGAAAUUGACAAGUUGUGAUUUGAUAGAUGAUGAUGCCGAAAAGGAUGAGGAAGCAGAUGAAAUUGUACCUGUCAGAUCAUCAUCUAAGAUCAAGACAUUCGCUAACCUCGCGACAUGGUACUCCAAUGUCGUAAUUAAAACUCCCUUGAUCAUCAUCCUACAAGAUUUGGAGUCUUUUAGUACUCAACAGUUGCAGGAUUUUGUGUUACUCUGCAGGGAAUAUCGAGUUCGAAAUAAGUUGCCUAUUCAAUUCAUUAUGGGUAUUGCGACGACAGUGGCCCUCCAACAACAACUCCACCAUCGCACUUCGGUCUGUCUUGCGACCAAAUCAUUCCAGUCACGGCCUUCAAUCGUUCUUCUAAACCAUCUCAUAGAACAGCUCUUUAUGAAAAGCAGCGUUUUAAAACUUGGACCAAGGCUGAUGCAACUUUUACUGGAUGGGUUCCUAUAUCACGACUUAUCACUCAGCAGUUUUCUUAUGCGUGUCCAUCUGAUAAUAAUGCAACACUACAUAACCUUACCGGUUUCUUCGCUUUGCUGCUCUAUGACUGAACUAAAAGAUAGAAUGAAGCAACUCGGUGCAGCAGAUUUAGAUCUGUACCGCCAGCUUCCAUCGUUUAUGAAAUUCAUUGAAAAUAAUCGGUCUAGAGUUUCACUGCUAACGGACGACAAGGAAUUCCGAUUAUUUCUGCAAAAAUCGUUAGAGGAUUUGGACAGCUAUUCUAAGGACUUCUCAUUGAGCUGUCGAAUUCUUCAUUGCCUAAGCGAUGGAAUGCCCGAUGCAUUGUUUGGCAAAAGUUUACGUGAAGUUUACGUAAAUUUCUUGAUUGGUGCGGAAUCUGAGGAUUGGGAUCGGUUUAUUCAAUUGAUUAAUAUUUCCACGUCGUACGAACUGCAAAGCAGAAUCCAAGCUGCCCUGAAUAGCCUAAAAGAAUCAGACGUGUCCAGUGCUUUGUCGGAUUUCUCCACCAGUCUCGUUCUCUUCUCAGAGGAACUGCAGCGUUUGGAACAAGCACCAGACACCGACGCUGCUACGAGCCCCAAAAGUCCGAAUGUCUUUGUACCUAAAGGCAAGAAACUGGACAAAUUCGAAUUGAAAGCUCAAUUGUUGGCGUCAGCAAAACAAGCCCGCCCUACUUCAAAAUUCGACGAAAUAAAAUCCGAGAUCGUAUCCUGGUUGAACUCUCAUCUAACACGUCAGCUGAAAUCUCCUACCACUAUAUUGUUUCAUGAAGUAUUUUAUGCUGGUAGCCAAGUUCAGAGUAGUUGGGAUAUUGUCCCAUGGAUUCGGCGCCAGGUUCAACCAGUUCCUAGAGUCGCAAUUAGUAAGGCUCUGUCGGAUCCGGCGUCAUACCUUGGUUGCAACUGUUGCUCUUCAAACGGACAAGGAUCGCAACUUCUGCCUACCAUGCCCGAUCUCUGCAUAGUCUACAAAUUACACACCGAGUGCGGUCGCUUAAUCAACCUUUACGACUGGAUGUUGUCUUUCAAUGCCAUUCAACAAAAGGACAAGGAUAACGAUAAUGAAGAAAUCGAGCCAAUUAUUCAAGCACGUUUUAUUCGAGCGGUUGCGCAAUUACAGUUACUUGGAUUUAUUCAGUCGUCGAAACGGAAGACAGAUCAUGUUGCUCGCUUAACUUGGGGUGUCUAAGCAUUCAAUGCGGACUUGCAGUGCUUCAAAUCUUUUCUGAAAAGGUACUUGGUGUAGCGAGCCGUACUGCCCAUAAUACUUUUGUGGUAGAGUUGCUCGAGCUCGAAGCCACGAUGAAGGAAGAAUUCUUUUGCCUCUUGUUGGCAUUCAGUAAUACACGCCUCAAUUGAAGAGUAUCCGCGUUCGUAACAAAAAUGUGAAGCUGCAGAGAUUAACUGUGUAGCAACUUUUUUUCGUUUAAAUUCUUGAUCAACUGCAAGUCUCUUCAGCCAGCCACUGCAGGCUUUAUCUUUGUUACGUGUGAUGCCCAAAAACCCUAUUACUUUUUUUGAUUUUGAAGACAGCUCAUCUUCUAGUCCUUGAAAAUUUGCCAUGCUGAUGAAGGUGACAUUUUCCCGAGGAUUCAGAUCUAUAAGAGGGCCAUAAAAUUCUGCCACAAGAAAUGUGGUUUUAUCUGAUUCUUGAUAUUGCUGCUUCACUAGAGAUAAUUCAUUUUGAAUUUCUAGACUUUUCAUCAUGGCGCUACUCCAUAUUGAUGCAUAAAGAAUUGUUAUUGUCAAUGGCACUGAUACUGCACAGUGAAAGAAGGGUAUUCCCACUAUGAUGAAUAAUACUGCGGCGAAGAAAACCAUCAGCUGAAAUAUUGUCUCGCGAAACAAAGCCGAAAAGAAUGUGCGGUUGACUGUAGACAUUAUGGUAGUUCCAGCUAUUUUCUUGCAAUCGAUUUCGUCGCCUUGUGUAAAAGGACGAAUCAAAACGAAGCGCUGUGAUUCGCUAGUAGGACUCGACAUUUCAAGAAAGACAACCUACUACGAUAAAUAAUUUUAUUGACAGAUUCACACGUUUACAAGAAAAUCAAAACAGUUUUGACUCCCAACCACUUGUUGGCAACUUGUUUUGUUUUUUAACGUCCGUUUCCUAAUUUGUGGGAAUGGACAUGGAACAAAGCUAAACUAUGGAAGGAAACGGUUAUCCUAACCUUUUGUACGUGCGAUGCCAACAGUGGUAUCACUGUUACAAGAAAAAAGUUUUGAAAACCAAACUGCUGUUUAUACAACACCAGUACCUUGCCAAUAAAUAGCAUUGGAUUUCGAAAUAUCAAUCUGCGAUUCCUGCUUGACAAUUACCGAAGGCACUUGAUAAUAAAUUUCCACAUUGAAGCCACGUCACCAAUAUUUGUUACUGAUGUCACUCAAGAAGUAGUAACGCAAGCACACCAAGCAAAUCUCUUCUAUGAGAUGUUGAAACAACUUAUUUUCGUGCCAACCAAUGCUGAAGUUCUAAAUCCAUUAUUGACACGCUACUUUGGGACCUAAGAACGUUUCCAUAUUUUUUACUUCGAAAACAAUAGUGGCAUAAAAUUCAGAUCAAUUUUUAAAUCCGUCAGUUUCUUUCUAUGCCCGUACACUUGUGGAGACGAAAGGGAUGCCCGAUCGUUUUCCAAACUUUCAGCUGCCAUAUCGUUACUGUUUCGAGAGUCUGCAGAUUUACUGGCGUUGAAUCCCCUCUUCGUCAUUUCUCUGCUAACUGCCAUCUGUAAGAUGCCAGUGCCAUUAAGACCCAUGGUGGGUGAUUGCUGAUUAAGCAAAGUGAUGCUCUGGCUAAGAGAAUUAGCAAGGGAUGAUCGGCCAGGAAUAGAGGACCAUCAAACUUUUAUUGAUGUUGUUGGCCUCUUCAAGAGUUUUACCCUGGCUGUUGGUUUUCUUGGUCAUUUCGCUACCUGCCAAAUCGACAAAAUUGAUUUUUCCAUGUCUGCUCAGUAGAUCAUCAGUGGGGCUUUGCAGCAAUUCACCUGUAACUCGGAGAUGACGUGAACAGUAAGAAUCGUAUGGCUUCGACUGGAAUAAUCAUUCAUCCUGCGUAGCAAUUCUGCUCGAUUCCUCAUACCUUCUUCGAGGACGGCAAGCAAAUCGUCGAAUUCCUAAACGGGAUGUGACACACGAAAAGUUGGUCAACUUUCUUGAAAUGUCACCGUGCGAAUGUGGUGACAAACACCGUUAGGCACAUCGCAUCGCAGGAUGUGAAAUCAUCAAGUACCUCGCAUUCUACUGUGAAGAGAUUCUCGACGUAAAAACCACCCGAUGCUCUCGACCAGCGCACCUGCAGCGGUUUCUUGAAGGUACUCAAGUUGAGUAAGUCAAUCACCUGCGAAUUCGUGUCGCAAAAAAAGACAUGAAGGAUACCAAACUUUAAUAGGUAAGCGUUUCCCUUUCCUUUCUAUGCACUUAGCGCGGUGACCAAUUAUUAUAGGCUUCCACUGGAACUACGCAACUUAUGGCUUCUGAUCGAUGUGGUAAAAAAAAAGUAGACGGUGUAUACGAAAAGUAGGCUUCUACAACUACUAGAGAACUUGCCCACCCCUUUACGUCCUACUCACGCAAUCCUCCAUUUGGAAACUUUGAGUAAUAGAGGGGUAGUUGUUGGUGGGCGACAGGAAUUGUAAUAUACAUGCAGUACAGUACAUGUAGAUGAUAUGACGAGGAAAACAGAAAAAAACUCCCGUUUUUUUUCUAGAUAUAUUAUUGUAACGUUUUACCUUUUCGUUGUAGAUUUCCAGGAAUGAAGCUUUGAUAACGUAGGUGCAAUCCGACUUGGCUUGCUUUUCCUUCAGACGGUCGAAAAGGUGGACAAAUGCCCUGUAGAUGAGUCCGUGUUCUUCCGAGAAAGGGUCCGGUUGGUCUUGGAACUAUAACAUCAUUGAUCGCAUAUCGCAAUUUUUGUAUCAAUUAUAAGAAAACGUACUAAAUGGGGAGGGCCGGUAAGCGUAUGAGUCUUUCCCGAUCCUGUCUGUCCAUAACAAAAAACUGUGGUAGAAUAGCCUUCCAUGGCCAUGGCGAUAACCCUUGCCACACCGGACUUGUCCAUCAUCUCUGACUGGGUAGCAGUCUGGUCAAAAACGGAGUUGAACGUAAAGGUCUUGGCCGUCAACGUUUGAUUGAAAGUAGAUUGUGCGCCAGAUAGAGCACUUUGUCCAUUCGGUCUGACGUCUGGUCGCAUCAUUAUUUGUUCAUGACUAAUAACUUGAAUGAUGGUAUCAUCGUUUCGUUGAAUUUCCCUUUCGCUCAAUGGUCGUACUCUACGAUUUAACCAAAUCAAUAGGGAAAUGAUAGCGAAUCAUCCAUAACAAUUAAAAUGUUUAAAGCCGCAAACUCACCUGACAACGACGCUAAUAUUACCCAAAUCAUCGACGCUAUUGUCAUUGCCUAAAUCAGCCAGUGAACCGAACGAACUUGUAUUUGAAUAAGUCGAAGCGCUUCCAAAUCUGCCCACAGUUGUGUUAAAUCCAUUCAUUACCAUAAAUAUUUUAAAUUCUAAUCAAAGUCCAUUGCAAAUAAAAUUGAUCUCAUACCCUUCGGAAGAGGUGGCUCGUCGUACGGAUCCUUUCUUUCCGUUUCUCGUCAGUCCCAUGUUGAAUCUCGUGAUUUUAUUUUUGCUCUCAACGAUUAGUGACGAACGACUUACUGAUCAUUUCCUUCCAAGUCGACUCUCGUUUGGAUACUGAAGUCGGUCGAUGACUGUAUGCUGCUAGUGUUGGUUCUUGAAAAAGGCGGACUCCCUUUUUCCAUGUGUAUUUGAGGUUACCAGAGACCCUUUCUAGUAUAUAUAUGUAUCUCUGUACACUAUUUCUCCCCUCUUUAAUCGAUCUUCACUCGUUGGUGUAUGUGGAACCGUUGGAAAAGUUAUGAUGAUUGGGCUUCCCUGCCCACCCGCUUCGUAUACGCACAGUCCCGUUUUGUGUCCUUAUUGCCGCUCCCCUUCUCUUGUUUUUACUUUGCCUACCUCCGUAUGUACAUAGUCAAGGGUAUACGACAUGACAAUUUCACAAUGCGUGAAGCACAAUGUGCCUUGACACUGGCUAAUUUCGCUUUAAACUCACUAUUAUCAAUAUGAUAUUGAUUCGUGCUUUAAACACGUUUGUUUUCGUAUUGCAAAGCGUUUUUUGUCCCAAGGUUGGCAUGGAAACCAGACGCGACAUCAUGAAUAACUAGUGAAUGUGUUUGAUUUGUGUUGGCAAAUAGCCAUAUACAAAAACAUAAACUGUCAGCGAAAUCCUG